UGUGUAGCAGGAUAGUAGAGAGGGAGCGGAGCAGCAGAGACCAGAGAGCAGUGAGCGGAGCAGAGCAGAGCAGAAGGCGGCCAUCCGGAGGCAGAGGCGGAGACGAGGAAGAGGAAGCGAGCGAGGAUGCCGUGCCUCAACGUGUCGACCAACGUGAACCUGGAGGGGGUGGACACCUCCGUCAUCCUCGCCGAAGCCUCCAAGUCCGUCGCUAACAUCAUCGGCAAGCCAGAGGCCUACGUGAUGGUUGUCCUCAAGGGUUCAGUGCCUAUGGCAUUUGGAGGUACCCAGGAGCCAGCAGCGUACGGUGAGCUGGUUUCCAUCGGAGGCCUGAACCCUGACGUGAAUAAGAAGCUGAGUGCUGGCAUUGCUUCCAUCCUGGAGUCAAAGCUGUCUGUUCCCAAGUCACGCUUCUACCUCAAGUUCUAUGACUCAAAGGCCCAUCCGGCACAAGAACAUGCUCAAUGUUUGCAUGCUUUGCAUCAAGAAUAGAUCAUCGCUCGGACUUCGGUUGGAACGGCUCCACCUUCUAGACUUGAGGCCCGCAUCUUUAAUAAAGGAAAUUCAUGGUGCCUAACGCCAUGGCUAUUGCCAAUUAAGAACAAUGUCGUUAGAUGUGUGUUAAUUGGUACUGAACUGAGAAUCGGUAACUGUUGUGUGGAACUGGAACUGGGACCCAGACGUGUUGGGUGCCACCUAGCAUGCUUGUGCUAUCUUGUUCUUGGCUUGAGAUCAGUCUAUAUAUUAUCUUGGUUGGUCCUUCGGGUAUGGUAACCGUAUGUUCAAACGGUGUGUUCUUUGUUAUUAACCUAGCAGAAAAUCUGCCAAAGCUAGUGUUGUUUUAUAGUGUUACGGUCACAGGGGGACAUUGGCUGGUAACUGAAAUUUCAUAGCCACUAUUUGUUGUU
Molecule: messenger RNA, 908 nt
Organism: Sorghum bicolor (sorghum)
Lineage: Eukaryota; Viridiplantae; Streptophyta; Magnoliopsida; Poales; Poaceae
Product: macrophage migration inhibitory factor homolog
Exons: 4
Coding region: 127-492 (121 amino acids)
Molecular function (GO): phenylpyruvate tautomerase activity
Source: RefSeq, a predicted model, not a curated record